Molecule: messenger RNA, 570 nt
Organism: Dermacentor silvarum
Lineage: Eukaryota; Metazoa; Arthropoda; Arachnida; Ixodida; Ixodidae
Product: CLIP-associating protein 2-like
Exons: 1
Coding region: 1-570 (189 amino acids)
Biological process (GO): mitotic spindle assembly
Cellular component (GO): mitotic spindle; microtubule organizing center; cytoplasmic microtubule
Molecular function (GO): microtubule binding
Source: RefSeq, a predicted model, not a curated record
AUGCCGACAACCGCUGUCCCGGCCACGACCAAGGAUCUGGAAGAACAAGUGGUGCCUGUAAAAGUGGUUGCUUUCAGAGCCUUGACUGAAUUGUUGAAGAGGCAACCGCAACACUUCCACAAUUAUGCUGAGCUCACCUUGAUCAAGAUCUUCGGAACAUUGAAGGAGCCUGAAAGAGAGGUGAAGCGUGCUGCUGAGCUGUGUUCUAUAGAAUCUGUGCCUGCGCUACACCCCGAGCAAACAUUCCGGCUCAUCGGGGAGUCGGAUGACCAAGACGUUGUGAUCGCUGUCAUCAAGGCCAUGUCCCGACUAGUGGAAGUGCAUCAAAGGAUUAUUGUGGAGCUGCUGCCUCAGAUAAUAGCUGUCUUUCUGAAGGGGUAUGAUCACAGCGAAAGUUCUGUUCGGAAGGCGGCAGUAUUUGGCAUGGUGACGCUGCAUGGCGUUGUCGGCUCUGAAUUGAUGAAGCCACACUUGGCUUCCCUUACGGGAUGCAAGAGGGCACAGGGCAACAGCACCAGAAGCACACCUGGCUUCCCUACAAAUACAGCAUGUUCCUCCGGCAAUCGCUAA